AUGUCCUCGCAGGCAAUCCCUCGCGCAACGUCGCUCGCCGACAAGACCUGGGGUCUUGAAAGCCUUACCCAGGCCCGCUUCUCAUUUGAUACCAAGACGACGGCGGCCACCAUCCUAACUGUUGUCAUCUCCCUCCUCAUUCUCGAGCAGAUUGUGUACCGCACCAAGAAGGCCCACCUCCCCGGCGACAAGUGGACCAUCCCGGUCAUUGGCAAGUUUUCUGACUCGCUCAACCCUACGCUUGAAAACUACAAGCGCCAGUGGUACUCUGGUCCUCUGUCAUGCGUCUCCGUCUUCAAUAUCUUUAUCGUCAUCGGCUCAUCGAACAAGAUGGCCCGCAAGAUCCUCAACUCGCCCAACCACGCCGAACCCUGCCUUGUAGCAUCCGCCAAGAAGGUCCUUGACCCCAACAACUGGGUCUUCCUUCACGGCAAGGUGCACGCUGACUACCGCAAGGCCCUCAACGUCCUCUUCACUCAGAAGGCUCUCUCGAUCUACCUCCCCAUCCAGGAGCGCAUCUACCGCAACUUUUUCAAGGAGUGGGCCGCCCAUAAGGGUGCCCGCCCCAUGAUGAUGCCCAUGCGUGACCUCAACAUGGAGACGUCGCUCUCGGUCUUUGUCGGCGACUACAUUACCCCCACCGACAAGAAACUCGUCAACAAACUGUACUGGGACAUUACCACCUCGCUCGAGCUCGUCAACUUCCCCUUUGCCAUCCCCGGCACCAAGGUCUACAACGCGAUCAAUGCGCGCAAGGUCGUCAUGAAGUACCUCGAGAGCUCGGCAGCGCAGUCCAAGGUCCGCAUGGCCGACAUGCAGAACGAGCCCGAGUGCCUGCUCGACGAGUGGACCCGUGCCAUGAUCCUGUCCAAGAACGGCAACUCGGAGGAGGCCAAGCUCCUCUCGCGCGAGUACUCUGACAACGAGAUUGCCAUGGUUGUGCUCUCGUUCCUCUUUGCGUCGCAGGAUGCCAUGUCCAGCGCCCUCGUCUACGCUUUCCAGCUCACUGCCGACCACCCCGAGGUUCUUGAGAAGAUCCGCGAGGAGCAGAUGUCUGUGCGCGGCGGCGACCUCGACGCGCCCCUCACUCUCGACCUCGUCGAGGACAUGGUCUACACCCGCGCUGUCGUCAAGGAGGUUCUCCGCUACCGCCCGCCCGUCAUCAUGGUGCCGUACCUCACCACCCGCAACUUCCCCAUCACCGAGGACUACACGGUGCCCAAGGGCUCGAUGAUCAUCCCUGCCUUCUGGAACUCGCUGCACGACGAGACCUGCUUCCCCGAGCCGGACAAGUUUAUGCCCGAGCGCUGGCUCCCGAACGAGGACGGCUCGGAGCCCCUUGCCGAGAGCAUGCCCCAGAACUACCUCGUUUGGGGCAGCGGUCCUCACAAGUGCAUCGGUCCCCAGUACGCCGGCAUGCACCUGGCCGCUACGCUCGGCACCGCGUCCGUCCUCCUCGACUGGGAGCACUUCCGGACCAAGGAUUCGGACGAGGUAAAGGUCAUUGCGGCCAUCUUCCCCAAGGACGAGUUUAUCGCUUCGUUCUCGGAGCGGGCGGCUAUGUAA
Molecule: messenger RNA, 1566 nt
Organism: Cutaneotrichosporon cavernicola
Lineage: Eukaryota; Fungi; Basidiomycota; Tremellomycetes; Trichosporonales; Trichosporonaceae
Gene: ERG5
Exons: 2
Coding region: 1-1566 (521 amino acids)
Biological process (GO): sterol metabolic process
Molecular function (GO): iron ion binding; oxidoreductase activity, acting on paired donors, with incorporation or reduction of molecular oxygen; heme binding
Source: RefSeq, a predicted model, not a curated record